GGAGAAUCUUGACGUCAAGUCUUAUGUUGCGUUUGUCCUUUCUAUUUUAUUUUUCGCUUUUUUCUAUUUUAUUUUUCGCUCGAGUUAUAAUGUGAUUUGAUCGAGCGAUUUAAUAGGUGGCAGCCCAAAUAUAAUUUUGCCUUUAAAGCCUGGAAGGUGAGUAAAAUGUAGGUAAGGUUUAUGACUAUAUUUGCCUCAAUUAAGUUUGCCUUUCUCAGAGAUAUUUUGUUUGCUUUUGUCCUAUCAUGUUUACUUUUACUUCAGUAGUAAGUCCUUCGAUGCUUUCACUCUAAUCGCAGCUCUGGGCUCAGUUUAAAAGAUGACAGAAAAUCAGCUGUGUCAUAAAAGCUGGAUAUGGGGGCCAAACUAGAUGACCAUGACAACAGGGAAAAAAAUAUCUUGAAUAUGAAUCGAAACUUAAAUCAAUUAUUUUUUGUCGACGCAUGUUAAAGAAUGCAUCACUGUAUACGCUACUAAAUUCAACAAAUAAGAGCGGAGCCAAACUUUUAUAUUUGAGCCAUGUUAAAAUGAACCUUAUUUUCCUUUUGUAUUAGGGAUUAUUAGUUAUCGUUUUUGUCGUUUGCCAUUAUGGAAAAGAUAAAGCGAAAGAAAACCUUCCCGAGGAACAUAUUUGGAACGUAUGAGACGACAGUCGACAUUUCGACUGCGACACUACCACUGGUUUCCCCUCGAAAUGGAGAAACCAGCUGUGAUGGCAUCACCUAUACUAUUUCGCGCGCUUUCGUAAACGUGGAUGCCACCAUUGGUCACCAAGCCUUUAGUCAAGAUAGAUGUAAUAUAUUCCUUGAAGUAAAUAAUACGGUUUUGAAUAGUCUUAGUACUAAGAACGACGUUGAAGCCCAAGUCGAAUUUACGUUUAAAGUUGUGGAAAGGGCUAGUGUCACCUGUUAUUGAUGUAAAAGUUAAGAAAGACAGUUUGGUAGUUUAUGUACUUAUACAAUUUUCGGAAUUUUGGCGGGUCGCUGUGGUAGUGUAGUGGUAAGGGAGAGAGAUUAAGAUACGAAAGCUCCGGAUUCGAGGUCCGGGUUCGAUCCUGGGCUGUGAUCUACGUUCUUUUUAAUAUAAACACUCUCAAUAACAGGUAAAAAAAAAAUUUCAAAGCGUCUUAAAAUGACAGAGACUGUUCACGAAAGGGAAGCUUUUCUCAGGCUUCACUGGGGUGUUGCACAUUUUUUCAGUUUUCUUUUUGUAGCCCCCGUUCACGUUUCGUGUUGCAAACCGAAAUAUCGGAGAAAUAUAAUUCACAAUUUGAUUUUCGUUUUCUUUCCUUACAUUUUUUUUCUCUCACUCUUCUUGCCGUAAGGAUCGGUACCUUCAAAAAUUUCUUAUUUGGUUAUGGAGAUCCUACUGAACCAGGUCUACUAAGGGCCUCUUCACAUGAGCCCGAUUUCCGAGAUCUCGCCUUACCUCUAAAUCCUUCGUAAUUGCUAUGUGUUCAUAUGAGUGGGCGGGCUGGCUCUGUUCCCGAGAUCUCGGUUUUUCCAACCGAGAUCUCGGUAAGCGGGCUAGAAAUUUUGCCAUAUGAACACUUCAUCCUGGUUACCGGGAUGAACGGCGGGAUGAAUUCUCGUGGUCCGGAUGGCAUCGUCUUGCAUUGCCUGCUGUAUUUUACACAUCAUAAGCAUCUCAUUUAACUGCAGUGAUACAGCUUUAAGAGUUACCGAAGCCCGAAAGUAAAAAAAAUUGUGUUUCGCCAUGUUUGCUUUGUUUCCCAAAUUUGGCGCCAAAACUCGUCCCCAGGAUCUUUGACCUUUUCUCAUCUCGGAAACCGGGCUGAACUUUCUCAUAUGAACCCAAGGCGAAAUUCAUCCCAGUAACCGAGCCAGCCCGGUUAACCGGGCUAAUAUGAAGAGGCCCUAAAGAGAACACCACAGUUCUUAUUCAACUGAUCAAAAUAUUUCGCCGUUUCUGAUUGGAUCCAAUCACGCCCCGGCUAAUAUAUUCUUCAUAACCAACUGGCGCCCACCACAUUUGGAAGGUGGGAGCCUCGAUCUCAGCCUCAUUUGAUAAUUGGUAAUUAUUAGACCCAAUGCAAAAAUGGCUGCUGGAUUAAUAUUCUUUUGUUUAAAUUAAAAUAAACCUGACUAGCCUGGCUUGAGAUUAUGUAUUCUUUCCGCGAAUUUUGUACUGAAGAACGAGGCUAGUCAGGCUAAUUUCAAUUUAAACAAAUUAAAGAACAUUGUGGCAUACAUAAUGCAUUUGGGGCACCACGAAUUUUCCACCGAACACUGCUCCAAAGCAAAGUCGUCGCAGUCUAACAUUUAGAUAUGCGUUUACCAUUUCAAUUGCUACAAACAAAUAUUCAUGUUAGCAAACUAUAAAAGUUUUUGUUUUUAUCUUUAGUUUUUCGCAAGCCUAAGUCAGUGAUACAAGCUAAAGUUGGGGAAAACUACAAGUUAUUAUGUGCAUGAUGCUGUCAACAGGAAAAACACUUCUCAUAAGAACGCUUUUACUUCUGUUUUACGGUUUUGCUGGCGCCGGCAUUUUUACCCUCAUUGAAAGGCGAGAGGAAAGCUGUAAAGAGACAUCAAAAAGGAUGAUACAACAGCUGAAAAAGAACUUUACCAAAUGUUGCAACAUGACAGAUGAAGAGUUUGAGAUUUUCUUAACUGCUGCGUACAGAGCUGUGAACACUGGUAAAACAUUGGACUGGACUUACUUCAGGGCUGUGGAUUUCACAUAUUCGGCCUUGACAACUAUUGGUUAGUUUUUCUAUUAAACAGCCGACAUUGACGACGCUACCACUGGUUUCCCCAAGAAAUGACAUCUGAAGAACGAGCGCAGAAAUUCCAUUCUGUUGACGUGUCACUACCAAGUUCUGGGUAGUGCUUCUGAUUGGUUGAAACAAAUUUUUCGUGGCACGACCAAUCAGAAGCAUUACCCAGAUCUGGGUAGUAAUGCGUCAUCAGCAUGGAAUUUCUGCGCUCGUUUCUCGACGUCAUUUCGGGUGGAAAGCAGUGGUGAUGUCGCGGAAUGUCGGCUGUUUUCUCAGGCUAGUCUACUGCCUAUUCAGUAGAGUUUAAAGCCAAAGCCAAUUUGGACAGGGUAGGGUCCAUCCUAACCCAUCCUUGUUAGGAUCACGAAAAUUGAAUGGUAUAGCACAUACAGUAAAAACCACGAGUAAGAAGCUGGUUUUUAGAAGAACCUGUUAGGCUUAAAAAUUUCAGAUAGGCAGCUCCCCUUCAUUCAAGAACCUGUUUAUCCCAUUUGAAAUAGAACAUGGAAUUCUGUACACCUGGGCAAAUAAAAUGUCAACAUUUAGGAUCCUCUUUGAAGACAUAGGUGCCUUCUCACUCCAAAUUUAAUGAAAUGCAUGGUAUACUGAUUUUAUGGAAGGGAAUAAGCAAAAUGCUACUAAAGACUCUUAGCUACUAUUUAUUUUUUUUUCAGAAAGUAAGAACCUCUUUAAGAGCCUAAAUACCCUAAAUUUGUACUUAUUGCCAUUUAUGAAAAAACCAGUUUACUUAAGAAAAUACGGGUUCUUACUCGCGAGUUUUUACUGUAGAACAUUGUGGCACAAAGGAGAUGGUCAAUCGAUGUUUAAUUUUCCCUAAUAAAUUGAUAAUUUAGUUCGGUGGCAUACGAUACAAUGGUCGACAUAGUCCUGAACUAAAAGAAUAUCUUUUUUUCCAGCGGAAAACAACUCAAUCUUAACGUUCACUUGUUUACUUUUCUCUUCUCCUAGGCUACGGACAUUUAACUCCAGUCACUGCAUAUGGGAAGUUAUUCUGCAUUGCUUUCUCUUUGUUUGGCAUUCCUUUAUGUUUGCUGACCCUAAAAUCUGCUGGCGUUUUGAUCUCCGAGCUUUUAAAGAGAGCUAUAAUCAACUUCGAGAUAAGAGCUUUCAAAGUCCCGAGUGUGAGUCACUUGGAGUUCAAAUGUGCCUUUUUGACGUUAGCUUUGACGGUGAUCUUUCUUUCAUUAAGUUCUGCUGUUCAAGUCAAUUGGGAAAAAUGGACCUUCGUCGACUCUUUUUACACGUGGUUUAUAACUUUCACUACUGUUGGCUUCGGAGAUUACAUCCCUUUUGAAAGUGUUGUUUCCAGAGAAGAUGCCGGUGUUACGGCAGCUGUUUUCCAUAUUUUUGCCACUUUUCCCGCUCUGUGUGGUCUGUGUCUGGUAGCUAGUGUAAUAAAUACUCUUUUAACAGUCUUUGACAAACAGGAACCAUCAGAAGUCUCUAAUUCCUGCUCUGGGCAUUUGUUCAAUAGUACGAAUAGAAUAGCCAAAGAUAACCAGGAGUUAAAGUUCGUAAUAACGGGUACUGCAGUGAAGCCUUUGAAUAAAGUGAAAAGGCCCCAAAGCGUUUAG
Molecule: messenger RNA, 4332 nt
Organism: Porites lobata
Lineage: Eukaryota; Metazoa; Cnidaria; Anthozoa; Scleractinia; Poritidae
Source: the annotation of a GenBank genome assembly